AUGGCGUCCUCCGAACCUGUGCAUCCUCUGCGCAUUUCAAAGAACAACACGCCAAUGUCCUCGCCCGCCAAAAAGGCCAGCGCCAUCCCUCGUCCCCUUUCUGAAAUCUCCCCUUCGGAGAAGCGCCGCAAUUCUCCAAGUUGGAACCAAACCAACAAGAAGCUGGGCUUGAAUGCAGACUCGUCGCCGUUUCAGUCCUCGCCUCUUGACGGCACCACGUCACCUCGCUUGUUUUGGCAGAACCGCAACGGCUUCAACACCGAGAACCUCUACGGGGGUGGCAUUGGCAGCACCCCAUCGCCCACACGCCGUUCUUCCAUUGAGCGCCUGCAAAAGGCAUCUCGUGUCAAGAACAGCAGUAUCCUCGCCCAAGAGCAGAAGAACGAGUACGACCCAACAAAGGUCCCCAGAGUAGAGCGGCCCUUGUCCAAGGUCCAAUCGAACUCCUUUGGCGCAUUGGGUAUUACGGGUGUGCUUGAUGGCGGCGACGUAAAGGGCCACCAGCGGAGAGAGAGCAAAACAAACAUCCCUCUUUACGACCCUGCGAAAACGUCCCCGUCUGUUGCUAGCCUUAACUCGCCACCACACGUUCCGGGGCAGCUCUCAUCGAGCGUCCAGUCAGACAAAUCAGACACGCCGGCCGCACUUGCUGCCGACAGCAACCCUGCUAUGGCUAUCAAAGAGUCGUCUUCUCCCAUGAAGUCCUCUCUUUCAAGCCGGUUUAAGAGCAGCUAUGAUGAGCAAGGUGACAUUUCGCUGGACGCAUCUAUGGGUGACUAUGAACUUCCUCUUGGCCGUUCUCUUCAUCGCCACGGAAAGAGUGUCACAUUCGACGCGGCACCACCGCAAGUCAACGAGUACGAGAUGGCCACGCCUGACCUUUCAUCCGUCGGCAGUCACUCUCGGGAAGGCAGCUACGAGUCACAGGAGGAGGAUGACGACUAUGACGACUAUCGGUACUCCGCAAAUGACCAUGGCAACCCAGACGACAGCUUUGAUGCGUCUCUGGAGGACACCGACAAAACCCCCGUCGUCGGCCCUGAUGACUGGCGCCAAGACAGUCCUGACAGCCGCCGUGACCACAACGUUUACGAAGGUAGUCCUAUGCCUGACGCUGCUCCAUCUUCUGCUAUGGGACACCAGGAUGCACAAUCUUCGCUGGGCUCCAGUGGUGACCACCGCCCUCUUCCUCCUCUGCCUGGUAUGGGCCAUGCUCGUACAAAUUCCGCCAACUCACCGAGUUUGUCUGCCACCGCCGAUCGAAUGCUGGGUGGCAGUCCCCGUGGGCUGCCGUCGCCGCCGCCUGCAUUGGCUACGAAGUCUGAGAUCCAAAACAUUGGCAACAGCAAGAUGACACUCGAGGAGCGUCUCAAGCUUAUGAUGCUCUCUGAUGAUGGAAAGUCGGCCGCCGAGCUUCAGAGAGAGCGGCGCAUGCGCCGGGCAGGCCCCAAGGAUCGCGCUAACAGCCAGACGCCUGAGCCUGACUCGUCGCAGCGUGAUGGUACUUCUGAGCACGGUGAGGAGGAGGACACAAUUGGAGACCUGUCUGGUCUUGAAGAGUACCGCUUGCCACCUCGCAUCUCCAGGGAAUCAAUCCUUCGUCGCGUUAAUGGCGCCAUAGGCCAGGAGCGCGAGUCUGACUAUAAUUUCUCUUCUCCUGCUCCCAGCUCCAGCCCUGAGCGCCGACUUCCUCUGGACCCGGACGUUCCCAUUCCUAGCACGGAGCACGACUAUGAUGAUAACUUUUCCGUCGAUGGCGCGGCCCGUGAAAAGCAUAACGAGGCCUAUGACAUCCCCGACAUGUAUGAUGACGAUGGCGAACAUGAUGAUGCGGAGGAUUACGAGAGCAACUACAGUGAUGAGCAUGCCGAAGAUGUUGCGCAACCUGCAGCUGUCGAUAAUGCCUCGACACCUCGCGCGGCAACCCCAGUCCAGGAGAUUUCGUCUCACACGGUCACAGUUGAUGACAUCCAUAGGUCCGAUCUUCCGGCUAUCGCACAGGAAGGCCGUAUCUCUCUAGGCGAGACCCGCCAGCCAUUGAUGCCUAAGUCAGACGACGGUAACGCCAAUUCUGGCCACAUGCAUCUCCACAACUCCGAGGUCGAUUCAAUUCGACCGCAGACUCCGGAGCGCAAGACACAUCCUAAGCAUCUGUCGAAACCUGAAUAUGAUGGCUCCGGUUGGGGGGAUGACGAAGAGUUUGACGAACCAGGCACUCCUGAUUCUGUCAUUCACCACCCAGUCCAGGACGAUGACGAUGAUAUUUUUGACGACCAGCAAGAACAGGACGAAGAGGUUGAGAUACGCGAGUCGCCGACCGUCCCCGAACAGAUGGCAACAAUUAAGGCAUCUGGCUCGAAGCUCAAGACGCGGCCAUCUGCAACUCCCUCCGACCUCGUGGCAAUGCGCGAAGCACGCCGCCAAGUCAGUCGCGAAGUACCUGAUGUUCCUCCUAUUCCAGACCGGCAUCGCAACCGCCUGUCCCGCGAUAUGGGCACAGGGGAUGUUGAAGAAACUGGAGAUGAUUUCCUUGAACGCCAUCCCAGCUUCAAGAAGCGCAGCCUGACCCUUGACCUGGACCUUGGUCUCAGUCUGGACAAAGAUUUUGAGCGCGUGAUCGAAGCUCAGAAGGUCAGUGCUACCCGCCCCACCUUUUCUCUUAUCCGACCUGUUAGGGACUACAGCCUUUUGCACUUCCGUGAGGCAAGCGCCUCACGAGGAAGUCGAUAG
Molecule: messenger RNA, 2730 nt
Organism: Sporothrix schenckii 1099-18
Lineage: Eukaryota; Fungi; Ascomycota; Sordariomycetes; Ophiostomatales; Ophiostomataceae
Product: GTP-binding protein
Exons: 3
Coding region: 1-2730 (909 amino acids)
Molecular function (GO): GTP binding
Source: RefSeq, a predicted model, not a curated record